This is a messenger RNA of Staurois parvus, 321 nucleotides long. Lineage: Eukaryota; Metazoa; Chordata; Amphibia; Anura; Ranidae. The record is from the annotation of a GenBank genome assembly.
AUGGGUCCCUGUACGGCCUCCCAUUGCUGCUGUCUCCAUCGCCACACUCUGCCAUGUGCCACUUUCAGGUCUCCUCACACUGCUGGUGGGGUUCCAUUUUGUCAUAGGGUGCUGUAUGGCCUCCAUUGCUGCUGCCUCCACCGCCACACUGUGGCUCCACACUCUGGUUUUGGCCCCGUGACUGCCCAAAUGAGUGAAGUGUGCGGUGAUUCUAAGAUCGACGGCACUCAUCUGCAUGUCAUACUGACUGACAGUAUUAUUUCUCUUCCCCAGCAGACUCCAAGGGCAUUUAAAUUAAAGGUACAGUGUUCUGCACUAAUA